GACUCUGAGUCGCUCCCAUCAUUAUCACUGUUCAUACCAUCUAUCCCCGUCCAGACAUCAUCGGCAUGUCCUCCACACUCCUUUUACCAGCAAGCGUCGUUCUGCUCUAUGCACUGACUCGAUACAUCCAACGAGUCAAACAGGACGUCUAUGUCCUUCCCUGCCCACCCACAGGGGAAGCAACGUGGUUAUGGGGCCACGAAAAGCGCGUCUUUGACUACGAGUCGAACGAGAUGUACUCCAAGUGGAUGGUCGUGCUCGGUCCGCUCUACAAGAUCAAGGCUGCUCUGUUCCACGACGACGUGAUCGUCGCCGCAGACCAUGCUGCAGUCCAGCAUAUAUUCCAGUAUUCAGACAAAUAUGUGAAAUCACCGGUGUUCAGACCUCCGGUUGCCAACCUUCUAGGCAAGGGUCUUGUCUGGGCCGAGGGCGAUGAUCACAAAAAACAGCGCCGUAUAAUUGCUCCCGCGUUUUCGCAGGAGAACAUCAAGGGCAUGGCAGAUGAUGUCUGGGAGUGUGCGGAAAAGAUGGAAAACACGCUCACCAACCAGCUUCUUUCGAACAAUGGCAAUAUGACGGUCAACAUGGUUGAAAAGACCUCGGCAUGCACACUGGAUAUCAUCGGCCGCGUCGCUUUUGGUCACGAUUUCAACGCAGGACACAGCGCCGAGUCGCUCGAGAUCGCCGCGUCCUGGCACCACCACGUCAACAUGGGCCUCACAUUCGGCGGCUUCGUCGCACCCCUCCUCGUCCGCACCUUCCCGUGGAUCGUCAAGCUGCCGAUCUCGACACUGCAGGCCCAGGGAACGACCAAGAUGAUUGUGACCAAGCUCGCGAACCGUAUUUUGGGCCGCGCCACUCGGGAUGGAACAUACGGGAGGGACAUCCUCAGCCUGUUGCUCAAUGCCCAGAAGCAGGAGAAGAAAGUCGAGGAUGGCUUGACCCCGGGUCAGAUUGUGGACAAUGUUAACACUUUCAUUAUGGUCGGUCACGAGACAACCGCCGGCACGACCAACUUCACCUUGCUCCAGCUCGCACGGAACUCUGAAAUGCAGAAUAGACUCCGUGAGGAAGUCCAAGCUCUGCAAUACGACCUCAACUACGACAACAUCCAGAAAUUGGAAUAUCUGGACGCCGUAGUAAAGGAAGGACUCCGUCUGCAUCCCGCUUCCCCACACACCGAACGCGUCGUACUAGAAGACGACGUCAUUCCCCUAAGCACUCCGAUCCGCACUGCGGACGGCCGGACGCUCACCUCUCUGCGAGUCAAGGCCGGGCAGAUCUUCCACAUCCCAUUCACGGCCAUGCAGACGAACCCGGCUGUCUGGGGCGCGGAUGCGCAUGAGUUCCGUCCGGAGAGAUGGAUCACGCCCGGCGGUGUGCCCGCGCCCAAGGACCUCCCCCACGGCUGGAGCGGACUCGUCGCAUUCUGCGAUGGCCCGCGGAUGUGCAUCGGCUACAGACUCGCGGUCCUCGAGCUCAAAGUGAUGCUCGCGACCCUUGUCCGCUCGAUAGAAUUCAGAGAGACGGGCGCGCGGAUCGAGCAGAGGAUUUCGCCGACCCUGCAGCCUGUCGUGGAUGGCCAGGGUGGCGUCCUUCCCCUCAAGCUGUCGCUGGCGCCUCACCACUGAGAAUCCUCCUCUUCUCCGAACCAAGGUCGUCGUUAGUGCUACAUGUGUCCUGCGAGGCUUUGACGGCGGCAAAGCGAGGCCUGCUGCUGUUGCUCCCUUACCGUCGCUGUGCGGCUGUGUAAAUUGUAUAUCGUAGAUUUUAUUGUAAUAUGGUAUUCGUCGCGUCAUAAAGAAUAAGCCUUUG
Molecule: messenger RNA, 1815 nt
Organism: Heterobasidion irregulare TC 32-1
Lineage: Eukaryota; Fungi; Basidiomycota; Agaricomycetes; Russulales; Bondarzewiaceae
Exons: 11
Coding region: 66-1631 (521 amino acids)
Molecular function (GO): oxidoreductase activity, acting on paired donors, with incorporation or reduction of molecular oxygen; monooxygenase activity; iron ion binding
Source: RefSeq, a predicted model, not a curated record